This is a messenger RNA of Galeopterus variegatus (Sunda flying lemur), 1669 nucleotides long. RefSeq names its product receptor-associated protein of the synapse (gene RAPSN). Gene Ontology annotation, molecular function: acetylcholine receptor binding; protein-membrane adaptor activity. Gene Ontology annotation, cellular component: synapse. The transcript is spliced from 8 exons. The record is from RefSeq and is a predicted model, not a curated record. Lineage: Eukaryota; Metazoa; Chordata; Mammalia; Dermoptera; Cynocephalidae. Gene Ontology annotation, biological process: chemical synaptic transmission. Bases 213 to 1451 code for a protein of 412 amino acids.
CCCAACUGGCAGGGACAGCUGCAGACAGGGGCCGAAGCAGCUUUGUUCCCAGGGUGGCACCCGCCCUCCAUCCAGGCCCCACUCCGGUUCCAACCCGACCUGCUUUCCUCCUGGGGCUUAGUGGGUAGCCGGUACGGUGGGUCCCAAGCCAUGAGUGACUAGAGGCACAGAGCCACCAGGGUCUCUCCACGUGGGGCACAGGACUCUGGAGGAUGGGGCAGGACCAGACAAAGCAGCAGAUCGAGAAGGGGCUCCAGCUGUACCAGUCUAACCAGACAGAGAAGGCUCUGCAGGUGUGGAUGAAGGUGCUGGAGAAGAGCUCAGACCUCGUGGGGCGCUUUCGCGUGCUGGGCUGCCUGGUCACAGCCCACUCGGAGAUGGGCCGCUACAAAGAGAUGCUGAAGUUUGCCGUGGUUCAGAUUGACACCGCCCGGGAGCUGGAGGAUGCCGACUUCCUCCUGGAGAGCUACCUGAACCUGGCACGUAGCAACGAGAAGCUCUGCGAGUUUCACAAGACCAUCUCCUACUGCAAGACCUGCCUUGGCCUGCCUGGCACCAGGGCUGGUGCCCAGCUUGGAGGCCAGGUCAGCCUGAGCAUGGGCAAUGCCUUUCUGGGCCUCAGCGUCUUCCAGAAGGCCCUGGAGAGUUUCGAGAAGGCCCUGCGCUAUGCCCACAACAACGACGACACCAUGCUUGAGUGCCGUGUCUGCUGCAGCCUCGGCAGCUUCUACGCCCAGGUCAAGGACUACGAGAAAGCCCUGUUCUUUCCCUGCAAGGCCGCAGAGCUGGUCAACGACUAUGGCAAGGGCUGGAGCCUCAAGUACCGGGCCAUGAGCCAGUACCACAUGGCUGUGGCUUAUCGCCUGCUGGGCCACCUAGGCAGUGCCAUGGAGUGUUGUGAGGAGUCCAUGAAGAUUGCACUCCAGCAUGGGGACCGGCCUCUGCAGGCGCUUUGCCUACUCUGCUUUGCUGACAUCCACCGGAGCCGUGGGGACCUGGAGACAGCCUUCCCCAGGUACGACUCUGCCAUGAGCAUCAUGACUGAGAUUGGAAACCGCCUGGGGCAGGUGCAGGUGCUAUUGGGUGUGGCCAAAUGCUGGGUGGCCAGGAAGGCACUGGACAAGGCUCUGGAUGCCAUUGAGAGAGCCCAGGACCUGGCCGAGGAGGUGGGGAACAAGCUGAGCCAGCUGAAGCUGCACUGCCUUAGUGAGAGCAUCUACCGCAGCAAGGGGCUGCAGCGGGAGCUGCGGGCGCACGUUGUGCGCUUCCACGAGUGCGUGGAGGAGACGGAGCUCUACUGCGGCCUGUGCGGCGAGUCCAUAGGUGAGAGGAACAGCCGGCUGCAGGCCCUGCCCUGCUCCCACAUCUUCCACCUCAGGUGCCUGCAGAACAGCGGGACCCGGAGCUGCCCCAACUGCCGCCGUUCCUCCAUGAAGCCCGGCUUUGUGUGACUUCCAGCAGCAGCCUUGGCCCUCCGCUCACCCCCUGCUCCCCUCCACCCUAAUGCUGGUCACCCUGGUUUACUGCUAGGGCAGCUGCCGGGGCCUCCUUGGCACAGCCAGGGCCUGGGACUUGCCUGCUGCUGCUCCGCUGGGCCCAGCUGCCCUACCCCCCACCUCUUUGUACUGUGCUCUUUAUAGAGAAAUAAACCAUUUGUACCUGGUGCCAG